Molecule: messenger RNA, 3222 nt
Organism: Thalassophryne amazonica
Lineage: Eukaryota; Metazoa; Chordata; Actinopteri; Batrachoidiformes; Batrachoididae
Gene: tspan5a
Product: tetraspanin 5a
Exons: 10
Coding region: 18-872 (284 amino acids)
Biological process (GO): protein localization to plasma membrane; regulation of vascular endothelial growth factor signaling pathway; protein maturation
Cellular component (GO): membrane
Source: RefSeq, a predicted model, not a curated record
AUUAAAAAAAACAAAUUAUGUUGACGACGAUGAUGAUGAAUGAAGAAAGCAAAAUGAUGUCCGGGAAACAUUUCAAAGCUCACGAAGUGAGCUGCUGCAUCAAGUAUUUCAUCUUUGGAUUCAAUAUAAUAUUCUGGUUUCUUGGUGUGGCGUUCCUUGGUAUUGGGCUGUGGGCGUGGAGUGAAAAGGGUGUUCUGUCCAACAUCUCGUCCAUCACAGACCUGGGCGGCUUUGACCCGGUCUGGCUCUUCCUGGUGGUGGGUGGUGUGAUGUUCAUCCUUGGAUUCGCUGGCUGCAUCGGUGCCCUGCGAGAAAACUCCUUCUUGCUCAAAUUUUUCUCUGUGUUCUUGGGCAUCAUCUUCUUCUUGGAGCUGACUGCAGGAGUGCUGGCCUUCGUGUUCAAAGAUUGGAUCAAGGACCAGCUCAAUUUUUUCAUCAACAACAACAUUCGCGCAUAUCGAGAUGACAUUGACCUUCAGAACCUUAUCGAUUUCACACAGGAAUAUUGGGAGUGCUGUGGAGCUUUUGGAGCGGACGAUUGGAAUCUCAACAUCUACUUCAACUGCACUGAUUCCAACCCGAGCCGCGAGAAAUGCGGCGUGCCCUUUUCCUGUUGUACCAAAGAUCCAGCAGAGGAUGUCAUUAACACUCAGUGUGGCUACGACAUACGAGCAAAAACAGACUCUGAACAGAGAGCGUUCAUCUACAUCAAAGGUUGCGUCCCUCAGUUUGAGAAGUGGCUUCAGGACAACCUGACGGUGGUAGCUGGUAUAUUUAUUGGCAUUGCAUUGUUGCAGAUUUUUGGCAUCUGUUUAGCACAGAAUCUGCUGAGUGAUAUUGAAGCAGUUAGAGAAAGCUGUUUGUUUACCUGAAACUGCCACAGAAUUCCCAUGGCAAGAAGGAUGUACUCUGACUCUUCUAUUUGGAUCACUGCAGCACUGAAGGGAACUAAACUGGUGAUCUAUUCUAACCAAACUGAGGAGCCUGAGUAACUGUGUAAAUAGUAAAUUUAAAAUUAUUUUUCGAGUUGUUUGCGGGCCUUGAAUGAAGUGCAACCUCUGAAAUCUUUAUUACCAGCUGUGACUGUGAAGUGGCCAUACGUCGUGAGGAGGGCGCAGUCGCAUUCUCACCGAGGUUGUGCUUCGUUCAGAAAAUGGCUUCCGUUUUCUAUGGCUGCAGUUUUUAACACUGCAUGCAAGAGUUGUGUACAAAGAAAAUGACUCUGGAAAUGCACUGCAUGCCUAUUGUCUAUUGGUCAGACAUCGGCUCUCCUAACUGUAUUCCAUUAAGUAUUUUAAAAUAUUUGUGUAGUAGUGAAUUGGCUGCUGAGCACUUUGUGGAAUGUUUAAUUGACCAGACUCAAACCUGCAGAGAAUUAACUUCAAUUUCCAUCUGAGCUCAUCUUCAUGUCAUAAAGUUCGAAAGGGACACAACAGAAAACAUUCUUUUUUGUGAUGAUAAUAAUAAUAAUGUAGUGCCACUGAGAGAUGGAACAGAAAUUGCAAACUUUGCAAUGAUGCAGUUUGUAAGAAUUUUCGGGGCGUGACUUCAAAAAUAAAUAUAUUGAAAGCGCAAAAGAAAAAAUAACAAAAAACAAGCGCAUGCACUUUAAUCUCCGUUUGAGACUGAUGAAGUCGCACAGUACUGACUGUUGUAUUUCUCAAGCAGACAGCCAUUGAGGGCGCACUUUUUAAGAACUGGCAUAUCGCUAUAUCUUUUCAGCGCUUUGUAACUGUCUCAUAUAUUUUGACUUAAAGUAGCUAUACUGAUAACAUGUUUCAGCACAUUAUCAGAGCUUUGCACAAGUUUAUUUUGCUUUGAACAGUGUUCAUUCAGUUUAGUUCUUGAAAAUUUGCUGCCAUGUCUAUUGAAUUCUAAUUGAUAAUGUGCUUUUCUUGAUUGUCUGUUUUUCUGUUUUGAUGUUGACAUUUUCACUGGAGAAUUAAAAUUAAAGGUUUUUUUUUUUUUUUUUUUUUUUUUUUGCUGGCACUUAAGUGAACAUAGAACUCAUUUAUUUUCUACAUUCAAACUUGGAAAGUGAAGCCGGCCUCACAUUACAUGUUAUGAUACGAAUGCACAUUAUGCCACGAUCGCAGAGAAAUGCACACUGUAUUGCAUCCUGUAUGGAGUGAUUGCUUUAUGAUCAGGCAUGUUGGUGAAAUCAGACCGUAACGCAUCAAUGUCACCAUGCUCCAAAAUCUUAUGAUGCAACUGGCACUAUAUGGCCUGAAUUUCAUGCUGUAACUACACUAUUUGCAUGGUGUUGCAUACAUAUUACAGGCAGAAGAGCACACAAAGAGGGGCACGCAGGCAAACACACAUGCAUUACACAUUUGCACAUGAUACAGAUGUAACAUUUUACCCUUGCCAAAGGAAGAGAGGAGGAAAACAAAAGCUGCUUUGUAGAAGCUAACGGUCUAUGCGUAAAGGUGCCCCCGCCCACAUAGCUCUGUAGAGCCACAAUAGAUGAAUAAAAAUAGCCAAGCCCAUGUAGAAUAUAUACAACAUAAUUUUUUUGCAGUACGAUUUAUUCAUGUGCACAGGAUGCUGUAAAUAUCUAAAUAUUUUUUGCAGCACAUACUGCAUUCCUACAUCUGUGCACAUGACCUGCACAGCUCUUGCUGUCUUCCGAUUGUGCGGUGCAGAUAGAGGUGCACGUAGCAUGUGCCUUUGAUUCUACAGUUCUUCUACAAUACACUCCUGCGUUCUGUUGAUACAGCAUGAUUGCAUCAUCGUCAUCAUGUGGUUUUUGGCUGGCUCAAUGUGCACUCGCUGCCUCUCACCUACAUCAUUUUAAAUGAAAAUAUGAGAUCAGAUUUGUUUUCUUAAUCACCUGAAAACAUGAGAAGAGAGAACAUUUAAAGGGAGGGCACAAUCAAUCAACUUUUUUCUUAUAUAGCGCCAAAUCACAACAAACAGUUGCCCCAAGGCGCUCAAACACAACACAGAAGCAAGGGUGAGAAUUUCACUAAAAAUCAUGGUGAAUGUGGAGGUUUCCCACAUCUUAAUCUUUGUCAUGAAAUAAAGUAAAUAAUAAGAAAUAAAUACUUAAAGACACCAAGGGGAUUUUCUUCAAAACUUCAUGACUGUUUGUAUUGACUGAUUCUUACCAUUCAGUGCCAUAUGUGUAUUUUGACUACUUUUUUUAAGUGUACUCCUAAUUGAUGUAAAUAAUGAAGUUGUGAAAAGAUGUAAAUAUCUAAAUAAAUGUGGUUCUUUAUA